Messenger RNA from Haliotis rubra (blacklip abalone), 1250 nucleotides. RefSeq names its product transcriptional regulator QRICH1-like. Gene Ontology annotation, biological process: DNA integration; DNA recombination. The transcript has 2 exons. Gene Ontology annotation, molecular function: DNA binding. The coding region runs from base 18 to 989 and encodes 323 amino acids. The record is from RefSeq and is a predicted model, not a curated record. Lineage: Eukaryota; Metazoa; Mollusca; Gastropoda; Lepetellida; Haliotidae.
GUCUGUGUAGAUUUAUUAUGGAAGUGAGAAAGGAGAACGGCGAAAACUAUCCCCCAAAAACUUUACGACAGUUGGUUUUGCUUAUCCAAAUGAAGUUGGUGAAUUUGGGUAGAAAUGUGCAGUUCUUAUCAGACCCGGUUUACACAGAACUGCAAACGACACUGGACAAUGUCAUGAAAGUGAGGGCAAGCGAAGGACUUGGAAUGCAUCCAAGACAGGCAGAUGUGAUUACUGUACAUCAGGAGCAAGUACUUUGGGAUAAAGGUAUUCUUGGCGAUUCAUCUCCUCAGACGCUGCUUGAUACCAUGCUAUACUUAAUUGGCCUCAACUUCGCUUUACGCAGUGGCGUUGAACACAGAAUUUUGACAGUUGAUCAAAUUGAAAUUGGAGAAAAUGACCAGGGUGAGUUCAUACGCUACCAUGAAAAGGUCAGUAAAUGCAAUCAACGUGGUUUGAAGGACUACCAUGUUACACCCAAAAGUGUUACUGCGUAUGCUAGUGAUGUAUCUGAUAAAUGCAUCGUCCACCUGUACCGGAAGUACCUCGGUCUUCGUCCUGCUGAUGCUCCUACAGCUUUAUACUUACGUCCACUUAGUAAACCCAGGCCUGAUCGAUGGUAUUCAGUGUCGCCAGUAGGAGAACACACACUGAGUAAAACGGUGUCCAGAUUGUGCGCUGCUGCCGGAUUCAGUGGUUUCUACACAAAUCAUUCGUUGAGAGCAACGUGUGCGACGCGCCUGUUUCGCUCAGGUGUAGAUGAGCAGUUGAUUGCUAAAACAACCGGUCACAGGAGUAACGCCAUUCGCAACUACAAGCGUGUCUGUACUGAACAAGAGGCGACUAUGAGCAGGAUAGUGCAAGGGAAACCAAGAAAGCGACGAAGUGAAACGGCAUCCAUGUCAUCCAGUUCAUGCGAGAAAUCUAGAGCUUUACAAAAGACCAGUACCGAUGGUAUCAACAUCUCUGUCAACGUUACGGUCGCAAAAUGAAACUUUGUGUAUGUUCUGUGAAUAAAUACAUUCUGCAGUAUACAUUGCUGUUAUUUUUUUUUAUUGUUCCAUUAAACCAUGACUAUUUAGUUUCAGUUCGUAGUCUAACCAACCCAGAUAUUAGACUACGACCGGGACUACUUUUUAAAUGUUUGCUUUCAUGUUGGAAUCUGACCAGCUUUACUUCACAUCAGCGUUUGCCAAUUACAAUCAUCCAACCAAAACUAGGCGCAGAUUGUUGAAAAGGUCUUAUGGAACAAU